Helobdella robusta is the source of this 3237-nucleotide messenger RNA. RefSeq lists its product as hypothetical. Lineage: Eukaryota; Metazoa; Annelida; Clitellata; Rhynchobdellida; Glossiphoniidae. The annotation marks the transcript as partial. The record is from RefSeq and is a predicted model, not a curated record. Gene Ontology annotation, molecular function: ATP binding; RNA binding. Gene Ontology annotation, cellular component: intracellular anatomical structure. The transcript has 20 exons.
UACCCGCCAGCAGCAGCACCAAGCGCCCAACAAACGAAAGAGGCGCGAAAAGUUCUGGAUGUCCGAGACUUCACAUACACACGACAGCAAUGGACAGGCAAGUCUCCCAAACAAUUCCUCAACGACUGGUACCGAAAGAGAGUGCCGAAAGGUCAAGUGACCUAUGAGAAGAUUGACCUUGGAGGGGGCAAGUGGAAGUGUCACUUGAAACGACCGCCAAAGGAGGGCGGAGAUGUGGUUGUGUGUCCCGAGAUUGCAUGCACGAAUUUGAAGGACGCCGAACAUCUGGCGAGUGUCCUGCUGCUCUAUCAACUCUGCUCCAACAAGGAUUUGCACCUCCUACUCCCCCCACCGUACAGGGAUAUCUGGUUGGAGUGGCAGAGGAAUGAAAGGGAACAAGUCCAAAAUAUUAAACAAGAAGACAAGAAGCCUAGAGAUGAUUUCAUAGAAAAGUUUUUCAGCCAACUAUCGAAGUCAUCGGGUGGCGGCGUUUACGCUAGCAACAAAGAUGGUGGGGAUGUGAAGAAGAAUACUGAUGGUGGUGCUGAAUAUGGUGGAGAUUGGGAAAAUUGGACCGCAGAGGAAAACGAUGCCUUAGAUGCCGAGAAGCUUAAUAAAAGCCAUCAUCAUCAACCUCUAAAUAGAAAUUUUUCAGAUUUAAUUAAAAGAUCCAUCGACAUUAAAACCAAAAAUGAAACAAACAAAUCAUACGCAAUCUUAAAAAAAGAUCGUGAAUCACUUCCUGUUUACAACUACAGACAAAAGAUCAUAGAUACGUUUAGAAAUUACGACGUCUUCAUUGUUGCUGGCGAAACAGGAAGUGGAAAAAGUACUCAAGUGCCUCAGUUCAUUUUGGAGGAAUUGCUAUCAUCCUCAUCAUCUUGGUCACCAUCCUCACCGCUCCCACCGACCAUCAUAUGCACUGAACCUCGAAGAAUAUCGGCAGUCAGCUUGGCAAGGAGGGUGUGUGCCGAGAUGGGGGAAGUGGAUGGCCCUGGAUCUUUCGGAUCCCUUUGUGGAUAUCAAAUCAGGUCAGAGGUGAAGAGGUCACGUGACACGAGGUUGUUGUUCUGCACGACAGGCGUGCUGUUGAGGAGGCUGCAAGAAGAUCUGUGCGUCGAAGAUGUCGGAUGUGUCAUUGUCGAUGAGGUGCAUGAGCGUGAUCUAAAUACUGAUGUUCUGCUAAUCCAUCUUCUGGAAAUGUUGACCUCGAACAAGAAAAGGUCAAAGUUGAAGGUCGUUCUGAUGAGUGCAACGAUGGACAGCGACAAGUUCCACAAGUACUUCAAGGGCUGCUCCGUCGUCCGCGUCGAAGGCAGGUCAUUUCCUGUCCAGGUGUUGCACUUGGAAGAUAUAAUUGAGCGGACAGGAUAUCAAUUAGAGAUUGAUUCAACAUACGCUCUACCAUAUGAAUAUCUUGUUCAGGUGAAUAUCUGGUGUGUGCGCGCGUGUGCGCGCUCAUCUCUGGACCCGAAUCAAUUCAGCCUCCGAACGAGAAACAUGGUCACGCGAUUAAACUGUGACGUCAUUAAUGUUGACCUAAUUCUCGAAACUGUCAGGUGGCUAAAUGGGCCGAAAAAUAAUAAAAAUAAUAAUAAUAAUAAUGAUGAUGGGAUAUGUGGAAAAGAAGGGGCAGUGCUAGUGUUCCUACCCGGCAUGGCGGCCAUUGAAGAGGUCAAGGACAGCAUGUUGUCUGACCCACUUUUCAGCGACCCAGAUAGGUUUCUCGUCCUACCCUUGCACUCAAUCCUGUCAUCAUCCGACCAAUCUCUGGCUUUCAAUCCGGCCAAAUAUGGGAUCAGGAAGGUCAUCCUGUCGACGAACAUCGCUGAAACUGGAGUCACCAUUCCCGAUGUGGUCUACGUGAUCGAUUGUGGCUGGGAGAAGCAGAUGAGAUACUUGGACUCCCAUCGCAUUAGCCAACUGCGUCAAAUCUGGAUCAGCAAAGCCAGUGCCCGCCAGCGUCAAGGACGUGCAGGCAGAGUGAGGGAGGGCGUUUGUGUACGUCUCUAUACUUCCGGUCAGUUUGACGUCAUGAGUCAACAUAGUAUGCCGGAAAUUAAACGAGUUCCGCUUCAGGGGUUGUGUCUUCAUGUCAUGAAAAGUUAUUCAGAACCUCCAAACGGAUUCCUUUCGAAAGCGAUCGACCCACCGGACCCACAGGCGAUCAACGUCGCCAUGUCGAUAUUGAGGGAGGCGGGGGCCUGCGAGGGACUGUCCCUCACUCCCCUCGGUCAUCAUUUGGCCAGGCUGCCCCUGGACGCCAAGCUAGGGAAGAUGAUGGUCUACGCUGGUGUGCUGGGAUGUUUGCACGAAGCGUCAAUCUUGGUUGCCUGUAUGACGGAGAAAUCUCCAUUCAUCAGUCGGCUGGAAUCUUCGGCAUCUUCUCCAUCUGCAUCGGAUUGUCAGGGGAAGGCGAGGUUCAACUCUGAGGAUUCCGACCAGUUGGCUGUCUACACUGCCGUCAGAGAAUGGAUGGAGAUAUCGAAAAGGACGGAGAGGAAGGAUUACUGUAGGAAGUAUGGUCUCAAGAUGGAAGUACUGCAAGAUAUUGAGUCAACAUCUCGAGAACUUCGACAACUGAUUCGAGAUUCCAACCUGGAGACAAACAUAACCGACCUUUGUACCGACCACCCAUCCCUAACGAAAUAUCUACAACCUCGCACAUCCCUACUCCAAAGCAAGGUCACGGUGACCUUGCUCAAGGCAGUUCUCAUGGCGGGUCUUUACCCUCAGAUUGGGAGGUUGCAGACGGUCGAUAGAAACUUUGGCGGGAAGAAGCGAGGUUUGGGAAGGGAGGUGAACCUGGCUGGGGGAAUUCAAGCCAUCAUUCACCCUGGUUCCGUCAACAGGAAGUUGGAUGCUGAUGGAUGGAUUGUUUAUCAAGAUAAGGUUUUUAAGUUGUCGCAACAAAUCGCUCUUCGAGACACGACGCUGGUGAGCAGUGUUGCAGUGCUGCUGUUCGCUGGCAACAUUGAGGUUCAACAUCAGCAGCACCUUCUCACUGUGGAAAGUGUUGAAGAUUUGAUCGCCUUUAAGGCACCCGCCAAAAUAGGAGUCUUGAUGAAGGAGAUGCGGUUCAUGUUGGAUGAUUUCUUGAGAAGGAAGUUGCACGAUCCGAAACUCAGCGUUGCAGGUUUGUUGAUGGUGUUGUUGUUGUUGUUGUACUCUUUUUGUUACUGCUUAUGUUACUACUGCCACUAUUACUUCUGCUUCCAUUGCUGCUGCAGCUACUGA